Messenger RNA from Cercopithifilaria johnstoni, 3384 nucleotides. The record is from the annotation of a GenBank genome assembly. Lineage: Eukaryota; Metazoa; Nematoda; Chromadorea; Rhabditida; Onchocercidae.
AUGGAUAAUAUAUCGGAUCAUUUUAACGAGAAUAGCAGCGAAAAGGUCAGUUUAGUGGAAAAUUCUGUAACGACAGAAAUUCCACUGCAAAUUGCUGAUCAUCGUGCUGAAGCUGGAGUUGCGUUACGAGCAACACAAGAUGAUGAUUUCCAUGAAGGCGUUUCAUUACUUUUAUCCAUGGAUGAUACUAGCAAAGAUGAGGAAACAUCUUCAGCGAAUGGUGAUACAGUUAAACCAAGCAUGGGGCAUACAAAUUUGGAGCUUUUCGAGGAUACAGCGGCCGAGCUGUUCUCUCAAUACUUGAAGGUUUUUACGCAACCUCAGGCACUUGAAAGAUCUGUAAAAUCAGCAAAUUUGGGUACAUUAUUUGGUGUAUAUUUGCCAACAGUUCAGCAUAUCUUGGGUGUAACCAUGUUCAUACGUCUUUUCUGGAUUGUUGGAAUUGCUGGUAUAUCACAAGCAUCUCUACUUCUUACACUGUGUUGUUUAACUACUUUUAUCACCAGCAUCAGUUUAUCAGCAAUAGCUACAAAUGGAGAAAUCAAAAGUGGUGGAGCCUAUUACAUGUUGUCGCGAAAUCUUGGAACGGAAUUUGGUACAGCCAUAGGCAUACUCUUCUACCUUGGAAAUGCAGUUGCUGCAUCUAUGUAUCUGGUCGGUGGAGUUGAAAUUUUAUUGUUUUAUAUAUAUCCUGAUCUUACAAUUGGCGGCAGAGAAGUACAAUCACAAACAGACAUGUUUGGUAUGAUGUCACAUAACUUUCGAAUAUAUGCUACAUUAUUACUAUUGCUUGAAUUUGUUGUUGUAGCAAUGGGUGUACGAUUUGUGCAGCUUUUUGCGCCGAUCUCACUUUUAUGUGUUAUUUUAUCAAUAUUAUCCUGUUUCGCUGGUGGAAUCGAAAAAUCAGUCAGUCCAGAGAGUGGACAAAGGGUAUGUAAAAUUGGCGACCAUUUAUUGCAAGCACAAGUAUUCAUGCCGCAAAAUAUCUCAAUUAUUCACAUUUGCAGAUAUUGCAAUGAAAGAUAUAUAAGUAGGAGUGUUACGGAAUAUUGCAGCAAUGGAACAUGUUUCUUGCCCAUUAGAUGUGUGAAUGGUUAUCCCGGUUUUACAGGAGGUGUUCUAAAAGAAAAUUUGAAAGCAACUCAUUAUAUGAAAGCUGAUGAAUACAAGCCCGAAAAGGCAGCAAAUAUUCGUGUAGAAGUGUACCAAGAUGUGAAAACUACAUUCUUCGUAUUACUGGCUAUUUAUUUUCCGGCAGUUACUGGGAUUUUAACAGGAGCUAACAUGAGCGGUGAUCUCAAAAAUGCCCAAAAAUCAAUACCAUCAGGUACAUUGGGAGCGCAGUUGACCACUUCAUUCAUCUACUUUGCACUUGCUUUUACCUUUGGUGCAUCAAUCGACGGAGAUGUCUUACGGGAUAAGUAUGGAGCGUCGAUGGCAGGUAGUAUGGUUGUAGCGAAUUUGGCAUGGCCAAGCCACUGGAUAUUGUUAAUUGGCUCGUUUACUUCGACAUUUGGAGCUGCUCUUCAGUGUUUGUGCAGCGCACCUCGUUUACUUCAAUGCAUAGCACAAGAUGAAGUGGUACCAGAAUUGAAGAGUUUCAGGAAACUGACAAAAAGAAAUGAGCCUUUCCACGGGUUAUUGGUAACAACACUGAUUGCUGAAUUAGCAAUACUUCUUGGUGCAAUGGAUCAUAUUGCUGCUGUCGUUGAUUUCUUCUUCUUGAUGUGUUAUGCGUUUAUUAAUGUUAUCUGUGCAAUGCAUUCUAUUGUCAAGGCACCUAACUGGAGACCACGUUAUAAAUAUUAUCACUGGUCAGUCGCUCUGCUUGGCGCUUUUCUAUGCUUUUUCAUCAUGUUCACGACGCAUUGGGACUAUGCAAUCGUUUCAUGCCUCCUUUGUUUUUCGCUUUAUAAAUAUACGGAAUACAGAGGGGCAAACAAAGAGUGGGGCAAUGGAAUGCGGGCUGUAUCAAUUUCAACCGCACAGAAGGCUUUGUUAACGAUUGAUGAUAGCGAAGCGUCACAUGCAAAAGAUUUCAGGCCGCAGUUGCUUCUUCUUUUUGCACUUAAGUGGCAGGAUGAUCAAACUGACUUACGUCACAAGCGAUUGCUUCAUUUGGCAUCGCAGCUGAAAGCGAGCCAAGGAUUGUGCGUGGUCGUCGCAUUCCUCCGUGGUAAUCCUUUUGAUGAGGAUGAUCAAAAUAACGCCAAUGAGAUACGAAGGCGAUUAAAAGGAUAUAUGAAAGAAGCAAAACUUCGUGGGUUUGCGAAAACUCUUGUGUAUGGCGAAUCUCAGAUCUGUGGGAGUAUUUCGACAGUUAUCCAAAGUACUGGAGUUGGUGCUCUUUGUCCGAAUACGCUGCUAUUGAAAUGGCCGAAAUAUGGCUCAAAUUGGCUAUCUGAACCAUCCGAUUCAGAAUAUUCAACAUUUGUGGACAAAUUACAUGCUGGAUAUGUCAUGAAAAUGUGUCUUCUUGUGGCCAAAGAUAUAUCACAUUUUCCCUACAUAAAUGAACCGGUAAAGGAUGGUUAUGUCGACGCAUAUUGGAUAAUUCGUGAUCGAGGCUUUCUUGGGUUAAUUGCCCAUUUGUUAUUGAAUCAUAAGGUUUGGCGUGGAUGUCAAUUGCGCGUCAUUGGUAUUGCUCGUGAUAAUGAAGAAAAGGAAGAAAUGACUGACAGAAUUAAUUUCUAUUUGAAAGCAAUGCGCAUUGACGCUACUGUGCAGGUGAACGUACUAAGCGAUCCUAAUAUAUCACGAGCUGACUUUGAACGAACAUUAAUGAUGGAAGAAAGAAGUCAGAUGGCACGCGAAGCGAGAAAGUUUGCGGCAACAGAAAAAAAUAAUGAACUAUUGAAGGAGCCCGGUGACAAGGCACCAAAGAAUAUCGAUAACAUUGAGCCCCUGAAAAAAAAUCGUUUUUGCGUUGAAAAACAUUCUGGCGAUAUCGCAGUCGAUGUUGAAGAGAAUGAUCAUCGUAAAACAAACAAAGAUCCCAUUACCAGCGACGUCAAUUUGGAUUUAAAUGUAAUGGAAAAUCGAAAUACUGAAACAUUUUCGACAGAUACAGAAUUAGGGGGGAAAAUUGUGAAGAAACUGCGAAUACGUGAUGAGGAUAUCAAAUAUGAUAGCGAAAGAAUAAAGCGUUUGCAGAAUCUAGACAGGCGAAAAGUUCACAAAAUGCACACAGCUAUUCGUCUGAAUGCUUUAUUCAGGAAUACGUCCGAAAAAAGCCAACUGAUACUGCUUAAUCUUCCGAAGCCUCCCGAAGUGAAAGAAGGUUUCACAGAUUAUUUGCAUUAUUUAGACGAGCUUACAGCAGGCCUACCACGAGUUCUUUUUGUACGUGGAGCUGGAACAGAAACUCUCACUUCAACUGCUUGA